ACGAUUCUCUCGUUACUGGCUUUACAAUUUCUGUGAUAAUCUGGAUGUGCAAUUGUAGAAGUGCUUGAAUGAUUGAAAGAGUUUUGCUAUCCGUUGUGUUACGUUUUGUGUAUUUGAUGAAAUUAGUGCAACCGGAACUAUAGCUUAAACAAAACAGGUGAACAACCUCAUUCCGUCCGAUCAGUCAUUGUCCUCUGCCGCACACACCAUGGUUCGCACUAAAAUUUCGCGUAAAACCGCGUCCAAGCGCAAUCGGAGCAGUCAGCAGGAGGAACGUUUCGCGAACGCAAUGAGGGAGCUCGAUAUUAUGUAUGAAUCGUUUAUGAUAUCGAUAGAGGCGAAGGAGGCUGCGGAUCUGGAGAAACUAAACUGCAACGUCGGCAUGAUACGGAGCCGCAUCCCGAAGGAGGUGCUCCAGAUGACAAUGGGCGAGCUGCGUCGUUCCGGCUGCAAUCAAUUUGUAGAUGUGCUCAAAAUGGGUCAGGCCGAGAUGGAUGAGCUAGUCCAAAACCAUACCGCCAUUUCCAACGAGUCGAUAGACGAUGAUCAGCUGCAGGUACCGGUGCUGCGCCAAUCAUCUAAAUCGGACGAUGGAUACCAGACGGAAGAUAACGGCCAGCGUGGAUCCGCCGAUUUGUUGGCUUCAGCAAAAGCAUCCCAAAGCCGUCCGAUGGGCCCAUUAAGCUCGGCGAUGAAGGCGACCAACGCACGGCGUCGCAGUAACUCUGUGUCCGGCCAUACAAUUCGGACACCCUUCAAGGGACAGUCGCACGUGCAGUCGGCUCUGCUGUUUGGGACAAAAUCCAAACACCACUACGCCACUACGCCAGCGGCCACCAGCAGGGGCUUCAUGUUUGAACCGUCGGAGCGAUGCUCACGACCAAAGAUGCGCACACCGAUGCCGGAGCCGAGCCGCAAACGACCGCAAACGGUGAGCACUGACCGGGGUAUCAGCCAGAUUACGCUCAAGGUGGAUCCGAACACGCCGCUUACCUUCAUGCGCCACCCGAGGGCAGGUGAGAGUGUGUUCUCGCUCACCGGCAGCCCUGUGGUCAGCGCGGCCACUUUCAGGAACACGAAGCACUUUAACAUUCCCGUCCCGAACGGGAUGCUGUCGCUUCAGCCGGGCGAGCUUCUGGAUGACGUUGAUCCGGAGGUACUGCCGCGGUUCGACUCUGACACGCUAGACUACCUCAAGGGCUUGCAGAUGAGUUUGAACAAGAUCAUGCGGUACGCCGAGGACUGUAAUUUUCAUAUGAAGUAGUGAGGCCGCUGUUUUUAUUUUGCAAUCUACGGGAAGAUGCUUUUUAUCGCUUUUUAAUUGUGUACUUUUUGUGAUAUUCUUUACCAAUGGCAUCAUUUCUGUGUUUUUACAAUGUUAU
This is a messenger RNA of Anopheles bellator, 1382 nucleotides long. Its product is annotated as borealin-like. Gene Ontology annotation, biological process: mitotic sister chromatid segregation. The transcript has 2 exons. The record is from RefSeq and is a predicted model, not a curated record. Lineage: Eukaryota; Metazoa; Arthropoda; Insecta; Diptera; Culicidae. The coding region runs from base 209 to 1264 and encodes 351 amino acids. Gene Ontology annotation, cellular component: spindle midzone; chromosome, centromeric region; chromosome passenger complex.